Molecule: messenger RNA, 3306 nt
Organism: Acanthaster planci (crown-of-thorns starfish)
Lineage: Eukaryota; Metazoa; Echinodermata; Asteroidea; Valvatida; Acanthasteridae
Product: proliferation-associated protein 2G4-like
Source: RefSeq, a predicted model, not a curated record
AAACACGUGUGUAAUGAAAUCACACACUUAUUUUUCAAUCAUGGCGGACAGCGGGGCCGAAGAAGAGCUUACUCCAGCUUACGAUAUCGUAGUCACCAAGUACAAAACCAUCGGCGACAUUGUAAAUAAUGCACUGAAGAAAGUGGUUGAGAAGGCUGUUGCCGGGGAAACUGUGCGGUCGCUUUGUGAGCUUGGAGACAGCUUUAUCGUAGAGGAGACCAGCAAGAUAUUCAAGAAGAUCAAGGAUUUGAAGAAAGGUAUCGCAUUUCCCACCUGCCUGUCCAUCAAUAACUGCGUCUGCCAUUUCUCACCUCUCAGAAGUGAUCCUGACAUCACCUUAAAAGACGAUGAUGUCGUCAAGAUUGACAUGGGUGGGCACAUUGAUGGUUUCAUCGCGGUCGUCGCUCAGACGAUUGUCGUCGGUGCCUCAGCCGAUAACAAAGUAACAGGAAGGAAAGCCGAUGUCAUACAGGCGGCGCACACUUGCUCUGAAGCUGCCCUCAGAAAAAUCAAGCCAGGAGUACAGAAUUAUGACAUCACCAAGCUAUUCCAGACGAUUUCAGAGUCGUUUGAGUGCAAGCCAGUGCAGGGAAUGCUGUCCCAUCAACUGAAACAAAACACCAUCGAUGGGGAGAAAUCUAUCAUCCAAAACCCAACGGAUGAUCAAAGGAAAGACCACAAGGUCUCUGAGGUGGAAGUUCAUGAGGUGUAUGCCAUUGACGUCUUGGUCACGACCGGUGAAGGGAAAGUCAAGGAGAGAGAUACGCGUACCACCGUAUUCAAGAAGACUGACUCGGCCUAUAACCUCAAGAUGAAAGCAUCCAGGGUGCUCUUCAGUCAAGUGGAGAGCAAAUUCCAAUCCAUGCCUUUUACUCUCAGGGCUUUUGAGGAGGAAGGAAAAGCACGAAUGGGCGUGGUAGAGUGUGCCAGCCACAAAUUAUUGGAGCCCUACCCUGUCCUGUACGAGAAAGAAGGCGAGCUUGUGGCACAGUUUAAGUUCACCGUUCUGGUCAUGCCAACCGGUUCACUCAGGAUCACCCAAGGGGUUCACCACCCAGAGUUCUACAAGACUCAAUACUCUGUUAAAGACCCUGAAAUCAAGGCAUUGUUGCAGUUGUCAGCCAACCGCAAGGCAGCCAAGAAGAAGAGAAAGAAGGCUGCCAGCAAAGCGGCAGAUGCAGCUGAAGCAGUCGAAGACGCUGAGGCCCCGGAGCUCGUUGACGAGAGCAAGUGAACCAGUCGUCCUCCCCCUGCCCCCUCUCCUAGCUCCUCCCCCUUUGGGGACCUCUUUACAUAAUGCCCACACAUAACAGGAGAAGGACUACAGAGAUUAUGAAGACGGGGUGAGUGGUGAGUUUACGACAACAGGAGGAAUCGUGAGAAAGCAAAAAAUUUGGGAAGCGAACGGCUGUAACGUUUGGAAAAAAGGAUUCUUUUGGGGGGAUUAGGUGGGUACGAGAAAGUUUGGUUCCAGUUUUGGUGUCUCGAGGUACACUAGCGUCCCAGCUCAUUCUUAAAUGUGUUGCACUCUCCAGAGUGUUCAUUGAGGCAGUCUCACUCUUCAAUGUAACAAUGCCAGUGGGAUUUCCCCCCCCCCCCCGGAAUUUUACAUUCAUUCUAAGUGUGAACUGGCCAAAAUAGUUGACUCUCAAUGAUCACGUUGAUCUAAAAAGAAUACAAAUGAUUGUUUAGUAGCAAGUAUCUAUUUUUGGAGAGGAGCCAUAAUAGUUGUGGCAAAGUAAGCCUUGUUUACAAUUUGAGCAAAAUCGGGUCUGAGCAUUUUUUUGGGGGGGGAUUUGGAAUUGGCUCUGGCUUGGCAACUUUGGUUUGGCCUCUUAGGAGCAUUUACAGCGGUGCCAUUGAUGGCCACGGUAUGAGAUGAAAACUAUGUCAGAUUUAGUUUAUUGAAUAAGAACCCUACUAUUGUGAGUUGUAUGGAUUUCUGUUUUCCAACUUGUACAUGAGCAAGCAAAGUCUUUGCCCACUCAAAACAUCUAUCUACACCAAGUCGACUCUUUAGGAUGCUCUAACAUUCUUUUUGUUCAGUUUGGUCGUCAUAUUUGAAAGUUGUGGCUAUGGGUAGUGAUAAUACAUGGGCCUAUUGGAGCCACUGCCUAGAGGUUGUGGCUACUUCUUAUGGAUGUAUGUUACUUGUAGCCACAGCCAGUUUAUUCAAACAUGGGUGUACAGUGUUUGGUUUCUGUUGGCUGUUAAACAUCCAUUGAAUUACAGAUAUUUGAAUGUGGCGCCCUCUUGUGAUAUUUUGCUUUUUUCUUAACUAUUUUCCUUACACUCCAUAUCCUUUCAGCAGGAUCUGGGAAUGUUAGAAUUAAAGCGGCAGAUUUUAUAAUGGAGCUUGUUUUUCCCAAUUUAUCAGUUUGUCUUAAAAGGACAGAUGGAGAUUUCUGUUUGGAUCUUUUCAUUUAUCUUCGUUUAUUUACCUUCAGAAUCAGCUUGUGACUCCUUUUAAAAUAUGUUUGUGCAGCUUGCAAAAGCUUCCGUUUUUGACAUAUUUCUGGUGUGAAUUUGUGACCAAAUCAUGUGUGGAACUGAUUUUCAUGACUCAAGAAGUUAGAAUUACAAGGUUGAUUGAAUUCUUAACGGCCAUUUUUGUCUAAACCAUUGUGUAUCUUUGCCAUGAAUAUUCUGUUCUGAAGCAGUAUUUGUGACUGGAUUCAAACUGAUUCAGUUUUGUACCCCAUUUCGAGUGUAAAUUCAAGUUAGUAAUAUAAUGGAUGCGUAAUCCUCAUGUUAGCUAAUUUUAAUGUAGAAAUUAAUUUUUCUGAAAUGGCUGACCUCAAAGAAUUCCGAGGCAGUUUUCAUUCUGAGCCAAUUUGAAUUGACUGGAGUGAUUGUUGGUCAGAACCCAAUAAAUCUACCUCCAACUGUUGGAUUUGACUCACACCAACAAAUACAUAUAAAAAGGUCGCAAUUGGAAAUUGGAUUUAACUGGCAAUUAAACAAAAGGGCCACCAGCACAAAGUGCACUUCAUCCAAAAUACAAUGUAAAUUUCUUUUGACGUUAGCGUUCAGGUAAUGCCAGCCCUAUCCUAAAGACAGUCUCUAUCCACAAUGUCUAUGGGUCACCCUCAGAAACUGCAAAGCAGAUAGCUUUUGCAGCGUGGUCUGUUUGCUACCAGCAAUGAUUUCACAGUCCAUCCAUGACUGGUAGUCACAUUUUUAGCGGCUUAAAUUCCUGGUUUUCAGUUUCUUGGCCAAAAUACCUCGGAUGCUCUGACUGUAGUGGGGUUUCUUAAAUGUUCUCUUGAGACAGGUCAUAAUAAAGACAAAGAAUCUUUUCUUGAA